ACCAAAUGAGCUUGUUCAAGGCCAGGAAGUCAAAGGACCAGUGAUAACCAAAUCCUUUCCCCUCAUGUCUGCUGCUGCUGCUGGGGGAGUUUUGCAUGAAAGGACGUGAAAAACUGACCAAAUUUCCAUGAAGUCAAUGUUGGAAAGUUUUCUCCCAGAGGCGGUGGCAGGAGGCUGAACACAACCGACACACAAUGCAGCUACGAGGUGUGAUCCCCUUCAUCGGGAUUGUGCUUUGGCUCCAGAGGAUCGGUGCUUAUCUGCUGCCUCAGCGGUACAGCUUCAUGGACAUUCCCCUGAGCUGGUACGAGGCUCAGAGAUUCUGCAGAGUUAAGUUCACCGACUUGGUCACCAUCAACAACAUGUACAACAACAACAAGCUGUUGGACGCGCUGGGCGGUCAGGUGAGUCUCACCUGGAUCGGCCUCCACAGAGGAGCCUCAGACAGGUGGAUGUGGGCGGAUGGUGGCGGCGAAGCGCUCUUCACCAGGUGGACAGAAGGGGAACCAAACCAGCUUGCAGCUGAUGAGUGGUGUGCAGAGGCGUCUUCCUCCGGCAGAUGGAACGACGUUUCCUGUGCAGAGAAAAAAGAUUUUAUAUGUUAUGAUCGUCGGGACAAUGGCAAGCAUGAGUUUACGUUUUACUCUGAGAAAAGCAGCUGGGAAGACAGUCUGGAGUGGUGUAGGAAGAGGCACACCAACAUGGCCAGUGUGAGGACGGAUGAGGAGAACUUGAAGAUUGUGGAUAUGAUAAAAACGUGGACGGGCUUCUUUGGGGUGCACAAUGAAGCGUGGAUCGGUCUGUUCAGAGACGCCUGGAUGUGGUCGGAUGGAGGAAAAACCUCCUUCAGGUUCUGGCUGAGAGGCGCCACUUCUGGAGGAAACUGUGCUUCCAUUGCAGGGAACCAACAGGGACGCUGGGUUGCAUUGAACUGCAACCAGAAGGCCACGUUCUUCUGUCAGGGAGAUCUUAAAAAAAAGAAGAUGGUGAUAAAGAUGAAGCUGAAUUCUGAUGUGGAUCCGUCUGACUCCAAAACCAGCGAUAUACUCCUGAAGAAGUUGGAGACGAACCUGAGACUUCAACAAAUGACUGACUUCAAACUCGGCUGGCGAAGUGAAAAACGUGGACUCGUCUUCCAACGUUAUGAGGAGCAGGAGGUCGCUCAGAAAAAGGGCAAGUGUAGCUUUUUACAUUCUACAUUUGAAGCGUGGGUCUGUCCAUAGCCCCCGUACAGCUCAGACGUUUACACAUCACAGUUCUAACUAAACAUUUUUACAUCCUGAAGAAUAAACUUCUGUGAAAAUUAAUACUUACUGUGGAAAUAUUUAAAGACUCGGUUGCAAUAUGAUGUCAGGUUUGGUGGAACCCUGUUGUUCUUUCACCGCCACAACUUCUAUGUAUAAAUUUUAUGCAUUUACAAGUCAGGAGGAUAAAUUAACCUUCUUCCUUAAUGGUGUGUCAGUUCAGGUGGUGUAAAUUUAAAAUAAUUUCCAGAUCUUGAUAAGUUGUUUUGGUCAUAAAUGCUAAACCAGUUAACCACAAAUAGACUCUUUAAAAUAUCGAACUCAUGCUGUAAUAUUGUACUUUAUUUCAUUUAUUAUGGAAAUAUAAUGCCACUGUUUUCAUAGUACUUCUUAUCUUCACUUAGACUGUAAAUUCCACUUUUAUCUACUCACCUAUAACACGUGCAGCAUGGCUGAAGCUAUAUUUGUGUCUUCAUAUCAUACUUCUCUUAUCUAAAUUUGCUAGACUGUCAGAUUUAUUAGGACUUUAGGUUUUAUAUUUAUUGCUUUCUAAUUGCGAUCUUCUAUCUAUUGCUAUCUUGUUAUCGAACUUUUUCUGAGUACUGUAAGUUUCAGUUAGACAAAUUCCUUGUGUCACUUGAUAAAGCUUUUUCUGAUUCCGUAAAUAUUACAUUGUUGAGUUCCUGAUAAGCUUUCAUCUGUGUAAAUGAUAAACUGAGGCAUAAUAUUGUUGGAAUUGAACUUGUUUUUCUUCAGAAAUGUCAGAUAGUUGAUUAAACGUUAACAUUUUCAGAAUGUACUUAGAGUUUUUGUACUAAAACAAAGGGGACAUUUGGAGUCGUGGUUAUUUGUAGGUUAUGUUGUGGCAUUUUAAGGUUGAACAAAUGAUAAAAUUAGACGAAUAAGAUGUAUAAAUCAAAUUUAAGAGCUAAUAAAGAUAAGAUCGGAAGACCUCACGUGCCAACUGAAGCUAUGAGUGCACUGAAUAAUCCUGUGGAAAGCGGCAACCCAACUGAAACCUAUAGAGCCCAUAUAAGGCACGAGACAGGAAGUUCAUGCCCUCGCUAUGUCUGCACUCAUGAGGUGAAACUUAGGGAAUGCUGAGACAAGCAGAAAUAAUGCCAACCUAGCAGAAAUAAAAAAGAGGAGGUGGUCUAACUUUGGAUACGAUUGCUUCAUGUGUAUCCUGAUUGGGUCUGAAGACGAUGGGUUGUGGCUUCCAGAACGGAAGAGGAACGUUUAAGAAAAGGCAUAAAAGACGAUGUAACGCUUUGUGUAGUCAGUUAAAAUCUCGAGAUUUUGCUCAUGUUUGUUCUUACAACAUCUGUAGUGAAUAAAUAUUAUUCACAUCAGACUCUGAAAACUGCUUGAAGACUCUUUCUUGAGAACUUUUAAAGACUCCAACUUUUGAUCCAGAAUUGAUUUUUUGACCAUGUGUGUGACAAAGCUGUCUGACCAUCACUGGCCCUUAGCAGGCAGACUGAGUCACAACAGUUAAUAUGCUCUGAUUUUAUUGGUUGUGAAGGAAAAAUUACUCUCCCACCUUUCUGAGGUCAUAAUGACCUUUAGGCAGGCAGACACUGUAGGAGAUUAGAUAUUGUCUGAUGCGACUAAGCAGAUAAGUUGCCUCAGUGUUGGUCUAUACUUUAAAUCUGACCUUCUCCCAACUGCAAAAUAU
Messenger RNA from Amphiprion ocellaris (clown anemonefish), 2922 nucleotides. RefSeq names its product macrophage mannose receptor 1-like. Lineage: Eukaryota; Metazoa; Chordata; Actinopteri; Pomacentridae. The coding region runs from base 195 to 1223 and encodes 342 amino acids. The transcript is spliced from 7 exons. The record is from RefSeq and is a predicted model, not a curated record.